CCAUAAUUCACAGCGUGACAGAGGCGGGAAGAUGUUAGGCCUACUUUGUAAAACGAUAGAAAAGUUGCUUUUAUAUAACUAAAGACGGUUUUAACGAAAUAAUUAAAACGAUAUUAGUAAAGGUUUUUGUUGCGAAAACAAAGUAUGCAAAACUACAGAAGAAAAAGUUUUAAUAGAAAUGGAUAUAUAUUCAACACGAUAGUUGUUUGUAUUUAAUUACUGUUGAAAAUGGACAUAUUAUUCUUGUUGGAUUGUGUUUCUCCUUGUGUAUCAUAUUGAAUAUUUUAUGAAUGCAAAAGUGAUAGUGACAACAGAACUUUCAGAAUUAUCUGGAAGAAAUGAAUAUAACACAGAUAAGCAUCAUUCACAUUGUCGUGACAUUCUGUCGGCACAUGUAUCUGGACGCAUUACAAAUACCAACAUGAAUGAUAUGCCAUCUGAAAGUUAUCAGAAAUCAUUAGUGCUAGAAAACUGGACAUCCAAUAUUGAUGUAGAAUGUCCUAGCACUGAAACUCAGUCUUGCAGAAGCGAUGGCACAUGUUCUGAAAAUAGUUUGCAUUUUCUUCGUUUAUCUUCUGAUUCUGAAGAUUCAGUAAUAAAUGACGAUAACACAUGUGAUAUUUUUGAUAAUGAAUGUAGUCGUGAUACAAUUAUGUGCAUAGAUAAAAUUGAUUCUAACAAAAACGAAAAUUUAUACGACAAACUAACAAUAAAAAGUGUUGAAGAGAGCUCGGAAGAAAAUGAAACCACUUCUUCGUUAACUGAUGUAAAUAAUUGGCAGGAGUUGUUUCAAAUAAAUCAUGAAGAUCAACAUAUAUCAAGUAACUGUUCAAUGCCAAUGAAAGAUACUUUAAACAGAGCAACUGUGGUGAAAUUAACUCCUCUUAAAGAUAAUAAUGUAAAUAAUUUUAAACUAGAAGAAAAUUAUGAUAAUCACAUUCAGAAUUUUCCAGAAAAUUAUAAGUAUGAAAUCAAGGAAGAAUCUUAUUUAUCGCCAAAAUUCAGUUGUGAGAAACUUGUGCAAGAAAAUAAAACAAGAGUUUCAAAUUAUAAGUCACAUUAUUGUCUAAGAAAAAAGGAAAGUAAUAUUAAAAAUAUUGUCAAAAGAAAAUAUUUUAUCAAAAGAAAAAAAUCGUUUUAUUCAAGCCAUCACAAAUUUCCAUUUAAACAUAAAAACAAAAGAAAGAGAAGGAAGGGAAUUCAACAAAGAUGUAAGCAUGAAAAAGAUUCUGAAGACCAUAAUUAUUCUUGCACAAAAGCAUUUGAAUUGAAUCUAAUACAGUCUACAUCAUCAUCAUUUGAAGAAACUUGUAGUAAAAUAUUUGAAAAUCUUUCUGAAAACAAAUCACUAAUGCAAAACUGUGAUGUUAAAUUAUCAGAAAAUUCAUUAACUAAAAAAACAAAAAAUGAAACUGAAGAUAAGGCUAGUUUUAAACUUAUUUUGGAUAGCAGUGAGACAUCACCUAAAUCACUUGGAGAAAGACAAAUGCCAAUUUUAAUUACUUAUGAUGACGACAACAUUGAAGAAUGUUCUCCUAGUUCUCCCCAAAUGCCUACUUUAAUUCCAUUUACAUCUGAAAACGAACAUCCGCUUGUAGUAUUCAAUGAUGAUUACACAUCUAAUUAUCAGUGUAAGCAACAUUUACCCAAUGAAAAUUCAUUUUAUAAUGUUACCGUAUCCCAUAAAGCUUUAGCAUCGUCAUCGUCAUCUCGUAAUGAAAAUCAAUGGUCACACACCAAUGAUUGCUUUUCUUUCAGAGAAAAAAGUGAUUAUCGUUAUAUUAAUAAAUUCUCGAGGAAAGCACGUAAAUCAUUUCCAAGAGCUAGGUGUUGUAAAGAAUUAAAUUUUUUAAAUAGUGCAAGAACUAGUGGUACUUCAAACUUUAAUUCCUGUAAUUCAGACAUUAAUUCUGAGAACAAAAAUCAAAGAUUACAAAGUAGUCCAAAAUUUCAACCUGUUGUACUUUUAGAAAGGAUUAAAUCUGAAUCUCCUACAAAACACCCAGAUAAAGAACCGUUAAUGCAUUGUGGAGAAGAGUUCUAUAAUUAUUUUAAUUAUUCUACUAACACAAUUAAUGAAAUUAACGAUCCUGAAAUUGAUGUAAUAGACGGUGUUGAAUUUUUUAGUUUUGUUUCUGAACAAAAUUUACAAAGAUUUGUGAAGACCAACCAUAAUUUACAUUCAGAUAGUAAUAAUAACAAUUGUAAUGAAUGUGAAAAUCAGAAGACAAAAGGAGCUAUUGUUCCAACUAAGACAAAUGAUAUUACUAGAAUUAAAGGCUGGAGAAAUAAAUUGUUUGUACAGGAACCUUGUCCCCCACCUCCAAGUUACAUUUCUUGGGAACAUUUAAUACAUAAAGAUUUAACCAGUGAUCAAGGAUUAAACCCAUCAUCUGAUACAAAAAAUGAAACCUUACAGGAAGAUGAAAAGGUCAAGAUCUCAAAAUUAAAUGGACAAAAUGAACCACAUUAUAUACAAAAUUGUUCAACAAGUAAAUCCGAAGAGAAAAGCAUAUUAAAGGAUACAAAAACUCAUACCGAAACCAAAACUAAUAUUGAAAAAACUUUAGAACAGACUGUUAGCAAAUCUUCUAGGUCAGCAUUCAUGAGUAAUAUAUUAGACGAUUUCUUAAAAACAAGAUCAAAACUCAGUAUUAACAUGUUAACACAAUAUAAUCCAAAUAUAUUAUCUAUUCCAGAGAAUUCACCAAUUUUAUCAGUGGGUUCUCUGAGAAAGUCUGACGAAUCAUCGCCAUCAGAAAUGAGAUAUUCAAAUAAAGAAAAUAUGAGUAGUUAUAAAGUUGCAAGGAUGGGAAUUAAUAAAAAAAUUACUAAAAAGAAUGAAGAUCAAAUUACAUCAGAAAUUCCUAAUGAGAAGAUAGUGUUAUCGCAAAAGUCUGAAAUUUCCUCAAAUGGUAAUAUAAAACAGAAAGAUGCAAAAAGUAAUAUCAGCUAUAAAAAUAAAAUUAAUGCUAAGUCUACUUUAAAGCAGACAAGAGUUAGAGAGUCACCUAUGGUACACGAUAACACACAAACUUGUACAAAGAUUGUACAGAAAUUAAAAAGUAAUUAUAGUGAUAUCACUGAAGAUGAUAUUUUAAAAUCAAAUGAUAAAGCUGUAAUAUCAUUAUUGAAUAAUAAAUUACUUUUAAUUCAACAAACAUUAUGGAAUAAUGAAAUCGAUGAUUAUAAGAAAGUAGUGCAAUUUUUGAAUAAAGUAAAUGUAGAAGAAGCUAAUUGUAUAUACAGUGAAAAAGUACAAGAAUCAUUUCCAAUAAUAGAAGAGUCAGUUGCUGAAGAAGCCGUAAAAACUUUGAUUACCUCAGAAACUUUAAAUAUCUGUAAAAAUCCACAAACCAUUUUACAGUGUGGUAAUCAGACUAAAAAUAUGCAUUUAUCAAAGUCCAAAUCUGAAAAUAAAAGUUUUGUUGAGAAAAAGGAAAUUUUAACAAAGUCAAAUAAUAAAUACAUUCCAUGUGAAAAGUCAAGAAUUUCUAAAAAAUUAGAACAGACGCAGGCCACUAGAAGUAAGAGAUUAAUCAGAUUACCUGCAAGAUAUAAAGAUUCGGCUGUUUCAAUUACAGGAAAUGAAUUGUGGGAUUCUUCGUAUCCUUUUGAAGAAAAUAAACAAAAGAUAAAACGGAAAUCAGACUGUGGUGAUAGCAGAAAUUUGAUUUCUAAGAAAGUUUGUAUACCUCAAAACAACAGAAAAAGUAAAUUACAACAAAAUAAAACAUUAAUUAGUUUAUUAGAAAAUAAUUAUUCCUCCUUAUAUGAAAAAUAUUCAUUUAGUAAAGACCAAAAUAGUAAUAACACAAAAGUUAAAGAUUUUGUUAGGUCUGUUGUUCCUACAUCACAAAAGUUAGAAUCUGUAUUUACUGAAGAUUGUUUGAGCAAUAACAAAAAUGAUCUUAUUACCUCAAGAAAAAAUUCAGAUCCCUUAACUACAUCUCUAUUGACAGAAAAAACAGACGUUCAGUUUGGUCAAGAUGGUAAAUGUACGUCACAUCAGUACAGAGUAGAAAAGAAUAAAGUAACAGUUAAAAAUAAUUCUCAUAUUUUUGUAAAGAAUGAAAAUGCGAAAGUGAGUCCAGUCUUAUACGAAAUAGAUUGUAAAGAUAUACUAUCAAAUAACCAAACUACAGAAUUAUUACAAGCUUCAAAUGUACAAAAGACUGAAAAUGCCAAUAAUCAAAAUUUUCAGAUUUUAAAUGUUACCGUAUCGGAUACUCAAGAGAAUCACGUGAAAUUAAAAAAUAGCACUCAUUCUGAUACCCCAAAUAAUGAUAAAUCAUUAAUGUUGAAUGUUCUUGUUGGAAACAAAGUAGUGCCAAUGAAAUUGGUUCCAUUUUCUGUUUCACCUAUUAAUGUUGUUGACAAUUCAGAGCCAGCAGUUAAAACCCAAUUUUUGUUACCUCAAACUGUUCCUCAGUUACAAACAGUACCAAAUAAUAUAGCUACAGACCUUUCUAAUGGAGCAUUUAAUUUGCUGCAACCACUCAGUAAUACGACAGAUAUAAGCAAGGAAUAUAAUAAUCCAUGUAGAAUUGGAAAUCAUAAGACACAACAGGAAAUUUUUAUUCAAAAUCAAUUUCAAAAGAACAAGGAUUCAGUCCCAAUUAUGACACAGACAACAACUCAUUUAAAUGCAGUAACAAAUUCUCAUAUAAAUAAUAAUUCACCUCCGAAUGGUAAUUUAAAUUCUUUUGAAGUUCAAUUGCCAAAGAAUAAGUGGCAACUGCAAAACACGAAACUUAUUUUACAAAACAAAGAAUCAAGUAACGUCGAUAAUAGUAAUUUUGUAUAUACGCCUGUUAGUUCUAAAGAAAAUCUGAAUUCAGUUCCUUCAAAUUCAUUAUUCACUGAAAACUCAAAUAUUUCACUUAGCAAUAGUAACGAAACUAUUGACAGAAUAAAUUCAAAUCAUGUGUCUUUUAUAAACCAAUCUAAAAGUUUCAGAUUUGAAGGAAAUGGUAAUGUAGAUGAAAGUUAUGUCAGAAAUUUUCACUCAAAUAAUAACGAUAAUAAUCAUUGUAACGACAACAAACAGUUUAUAUAUUGUAAGGAAUACAAUGAUACGGACAAUAAAAGGACAGAAAUUCAAAGUUGCGACGAUUUGGAGAUAUUGGAAAAUUCUAAUGUCAAAUUAAAGUCGGAUCGUGCAAGAAAACAAACUAAGACGUGUAAUUUAUUAUGCUGUAACGACGAGAGAAAAAUAAGAAGAGAAAAAUGUCACUUUCAGAGGGAAGAGAGAAAAAUUCAUGUGCACAAAAACCAGAAAUUUACUAACAGUGAUAUAGUUCACAGCUGGAGCUUUUCUGAUAAACAGCAUGAUUCUUGCAGUUCUGAAGAAGAUAAUAUGUUAGGUAAUGGAGUAAAAGAUGGAGAAAGGAGGAAAUUAAAUGAUUUGUUGGAUACUCUCUCAUCAGACUUGACUUCACCUUCGAGGGAAGUACUUGAAAAAUAUUCAACAUCAGAUAUAUUACAUACGGCUGCAACUCAUGUCAAUAAUUUAACAAGUACUUUUCAUCAAUUGGAAAGAGAGAGACAAGAAUUGAAAGCAACAAAGAAGAAUCUGUUAAAGAAGUAUAUUGCAUUAAUGAAUGGAUUACCUGGAAAAGGAAGAACUUUUCAGAAGAUAAAUAAAGAAAUUAAAGAUAAAAUUGCUUUGAACAAUAAUAAGGAAUUUAUAAAAGUUUCUGAAGAGAAUUCAGGGAAAAUAAUGUCACUGAAAUUUACUAGCGAAAGAUUAGCAUCACUCAAAUCCUGUAAAAAUGAAACAAAUAACAAGAUUCUUAAGGAAAGUCACGAAAGUAAACCAAAAGUUGAUUUUAAUCAGCUUUUGGCAGCUGCCGGAGAAAUCUGUGGUCCUUGUGUAGUGAAACGUGUUCAGUUGAAGAAUGGUCAGACUGUGUACGUGUAUAAACCGUUGUCAGAAAACGAUCAUUCGGAAUCGAAGUGUACAGAAAACGAUAGCAUUCAGACUAGAAUUGGUGUUAGUGACAAUCCGGAGUGUACGAGAGAAAUAUUUGUUAAUAGUGAAAACUUGACUGUUCCUCUUUCUCAAUUAAGUGAGAAUUUACUUCCGGCAAUGCAACAACAAAUUCCUUCUCCUACAUGUAAAGAGUUUAGCAUUGCGGAAGACGCGGACAAUAAUAAUUCGACCACAUUAUGGUUGACCGGAAACGGCGAACCCUGUUACGUGACAAAACUCUCCCCGGAACAAAACGUAGACUGGAACGAAGAUUCGCCUACUAUUUCAAGCUUUAAGAAAGAGAGCGAAAACAUUUCGGACAUUAUUAAUUGUACGACAAACGGCAAAGAACACUUACAAGAAUUGGGAAAUAUUCAGAACAUUAAAGACGAACAAAAACUUCUAUCAUUGAAUUAUUUUUUUUGAGAGUCAUCGUUUACCAAAGAUUUCAUCUUUUGUUCACGAAACUUUGACAAGGAAACUGUCUCCGAAGACGACUAUAUAUAUAUUUGUUUUGUCAAGUGUACUUGAAUAGUUUUUCUUUGUUUUAUUUUGUUUAUCUUCAGCUACCUCAUGUUGAAAAUGAUGUGUGAUUACUUUUAGAGGUAAAUGGGACAAGAAAUAUCUAUAUAUUAUAUAUAUGCCAUUAACAGGACGACAAUCACGGUUCAUUUAGUUUUAUAAGAUUUGUUUCCU
Molecule: messenger RNA, 6670 nt
Organism: Centruroides sculpturatus (bark scorpion)
Lineage: Eukaryota; Metazoa; Arthropoda; Arachnida; Scorpiones; Buthidae
Exons: 6
Coding region: 287-6400 (2037 amino acids)
Source: RefSeq, a predicted model, not a curated record